Molecule: messenger RNA, 1200 nt
Organism: Diplodia corticola
Lineage: Eukaryota; Fungi; Ascomycota; Dothideomycetes; Botryosphaeriales; Botryosphaeriaceae
Product: 3-carboxymuconate cyclase
Exons: 3
Coding region: 1-1200 (399 amino acids)
Molecular function (GO): 6-phosphogluconolactonase activity; protein binding
Source: RefSeq, a predicted model, not a curated record
AUGCGUCACUUCGGUUCUCUAUUCUUAGCCAGUGCGCUAGGUGCCACCGCCUCCAAAGCCGUCAACCUCUACGCGGCUACGUCGGAUGGAAAUCUUACCUCCCUUUCUCUGACCGUUGCCGACAGCGGCAACAAUCUCACUGUGGCCAGCAAAACCGCCUGCGGCGCCAAUGCGUCGUGGCUAACCUUCGACUCAAAGAAUCGCUUGCUGUACUGUCUCGAUCGUGGAGCUUCCUCUUCUACGAAUGGGUCCAUGAAUUCAUAUUCGGUUGCGUCUGAUGGGUUCCUGACGAGCAUCGAUUCCGUGACCGCACCCCUUUCCGGCGUCAGUCACGAAGUCUUCACCAACAAAGCCGGCAAGCAGGGCUUUGCUACUGCAUCAUACAACCGGACUGCAAUUUCUGUUAUAGGCCUGGGGGGAGACGGUGCUCUUGACGAGCCCCUUCAGAUAAUCUAUCCGACUCUCGAGACCACUGGCCCGGUGAUCUCACGUCAAGACCUCUCUUACCUUCACCAGGUGCUUGUCGAUCCCAAGGGCGAGUAUCUCGUCAUGAACGAUCUGGGAGGCGACCGCAUCAGAAUCCUUAAAUGGGACGCCGAGAACCUAGCCCCUCUUACAGAGCUGGAGCCUCUGCGUACUGACGCUGGAUCUGGUCCGCGCCAUGGGGUCUUUUGGAAGCCAGCCGCCUCUGACGACUUGUACUACUUUGUCGUCGGCGAGUUAUCGCAAAACGUAUACUCGUACAAGAUUACCUACACUGAUGCUGGUUUGACCGGGACUAAGAUAUUCGAGAUUCCAGGACUUGGUUUCGAGAAUAAAGUCCCGGCUCUGACCUCUCCAUUGUCUGAAAUUGCGCUUUCGCCGGACAACAAGUUCCUAAUCGUCUCCCACCGCGAUGUGUCUUUCGCCAACUCCACGAAACGGGCUUCUGGGCCUUCGGACACCUUGUCCACCUUUGCCAUCAACCAAGAUGGUACACUUGACCUAGUCCAGCUUGCACCAUCAGGAGGCUGGUCACCACGCCAUUUCGCCCUCAACAAGGCAGGCGACCUCCUUGCUGUUGGUCAUCAGAAUAACAAAACUGUCGUCAUCUGGGAGCGCGACCUGGAGACGGGCAAAAUCGUGACUGCCGAAGGCGGUGGUCCUGUAGCUAUCGUUCAACUGUCGGGGGCUGUUGUCUGUACCAUUUGGGACGAAUGA